Iphiclides podalirius (scarce swallowtail) is the source of this 207-nucleotide messenger RNA. NCBI's taxonomy places the organism in Eukaryota, Metazoa, Arthropoda, Insecta, Lepidoptera, Papilionidae. The record is from the annotation of a GenBank genome assembly.
AUGAAGUGGCUCUGCGUCAAGAAAGUUGGUGGAUCCCUUCAUCAUACGGUGAAAAUACUUAUUGCAUUUCUGUUGGCUUCCUGGAAGGCUGGAAGGAGAUAUAACAGAAUUGCUGGAGCCCAUGAAGUUUCUGUUAGUCUAGCCAAAAGAUGGUUUUGUGCAUCAAGUGGAGACAAAAGUUCCUGGAAACUUGUCGACUUAGUGUCU